AUGCUUUCUUCAGUGGCGUUCCUAAGCGGCCCAUUGCUCUUACCGUCUACAGACUGGUCAGACUAUCACCGUCUCAUUACCAUCGGUCUUGCAUUUUCCAUGCUGGGCGACUUUUUGCUUAUUCCUUCGCGGCGUGAAUUUUUUGCCCUGGACAGCAGUAAUCCAACCUCUGGCAAAUCGGAAGAGCAAGGGAGGGUAUCGAUAUCUUUCCAACUUGGUAUCAUUGCCUUUGCAGCGGCCCAUAUCGCCUACACUGUAGCAUUCCUGCAAGAUUCCUACGAGACCUCCUGGACGGCUUUUGGUGUCACGUUCGUUGUGACUCUGGGCGCUGCAAAGUGGUUGGGUGUCAUAUAUCCCCAGCCAGAUUCAUCACUUCAGUCCAAUGUACUGGAUCUCGGUAUUGCCUCGGAUAUGAAGCCAUUGGUUUCGGUCUAUGCUGUCAUCAUUGCUAUAAUGUUUUCUGCCGCUACUUCCACCUCUCCGUUGAUCGUUCCAACCAACUGGUUGGCAUCGCGGGCCCUGGGGGCUGCUAUGUUUGUUGCAAGCGACCUCUUUGUUGCGAAGAAUGCUUUCGGGAAAUCCUCCGUGCGGAAAAGCCAUGGGUGGCUCAGGAUCUUUAUCGGCUAUGCGCUAUAUUUUUGGGCCCAAAUGGUGAUCGCCGGAACAGUGGGAGUAUGA
Messenger RNA from Penicillium manginii, 678 nucleotides. RefSeq names its product lysoplasmalogenase. The coding region runs from base 1 to 678 and encodes 225 amino acids. The transcript has a single exon. Gene Ontology annotation, cellular component: membrane. Lineage: Eukaryota; Fungi; Ascomycota; Eurotiomycetes; Eurotiales; Aspergillaceae. The record is from RefSeq and is a predicted model, not a curated record.